AUGACUGACAAAAAUGGCCUGCCAUCAUCCUUCGUGGAAACCGUAGCAGGGUUUACCGCCGGUGUUGCUUCCACCCUCUGUCUACAUCCACUUGAUUUGGUCAAGACAAGACUACAGGUCGACCGAAGUACAUCCUCUCGCUUCGGUAGCUCCUUGCGAAUCAUUCGUGAAAUCGCCAAACACGAAGGUGGCUUCGCCGCUUUCUAUCGUGGCCUUCCUCCGAAUUUGAUUGGAAAUUCCACGAGUUGGGGCAUGUACUUCCUCUGCUAUAGCAGCUUGAAGGAUUGCUUCCGUCUUUAUCGAAGGCAGGAAGGAUGCAUGCUCACAUCAUCUGAUUAUUUUAUUGCAUCGGGCACUGCAGGCGCCGCCACAUCUCUUAUUACCAAUCCAAUCUGGGUGAUCAAGACUCGAAUGCUUUCCACCGGUGCCCAGGCCCCUGGGGCAUACUCUUCAUUCGUAUCCGGAGCACGGCAGAUAUACCAUACCGAAGGUUGGCGGGGUUUUUACCGGGGUCUUGUUCCCGCCUUGUUUGGUGUUAGCCAUGGAGCUUUGCAAUUUAUGGCCUAUGAGCGACUCAAGGAGUUUCGAUCGCAUUCACUGGAUCAGGAGACCCUAGUGGUGAAUAGUACCACGGAGGCUGCACCACGGAAGCUUGGAAAUCUGGAUUUCUUUAUUUUGUCUAGUCUGUCCAAAAUCUUUGCUGGUUGCGCUACUUAUCCAUAUCAAGUGUUAAGGUCACGAUUGCAAACCUAUGAGGCCCAUCUUUUAUAUCGAGGCACCCUAGACGCUGUCUCUCGAAUCUGGACUCAGGAGGGGGUUGCCAGUUUCUAUAAGGGACUUGGGCCGAACAUCCUCCGGGUGCUGCCGAGUACUUGGGUGACAUUCCUGGUUUACGAGAACAUCAGAGUCUACUUACCACGGUUGGUGGAAAGAGCUUAA
This is a messenger RNA of Penicillium macrosclerotiorum, 939 nucleotides long. RefSeq names its product putative mitochondrial folate carrier protein Flx1. The transcript has 3 exons. NCBI's taxonomy places the organism in Eukaryota, Fungi, Ascomycota, Eurotiomycetes, Eurotiales, Aspergillaceae. Gene Ontology annotation, cellular component: mitochondrion. Gene Ontology annotation, biological process: folate import into mitochondrion; nucleotide transport. The record is from RefSeq and is a predicted model, not a curated record. Gene Ontology annotation, molecular function: folic acid transmembrane transporter activity; FAD transmembrane transporter activity. The coding region runs from base 1 to 939 and encodes 312 amino acids.